GGUGUGUACCCUUAUGUUGCCCAGCCCAGCUAAACGUUUUGGGGAAGGGCCGUUCAGCCCCCUCGGUCCUCUCAUUGGCUCCCACUCAAGUAGCUUCUCCUUCACGUCUUUUUGGGCUGUCGACGACGAAGUUUGUUCCAACACAGAAACGUGGCCACAAGUUGUUAAAACUACCUGGUGGAGACUUUUCCCCCUUAUCAAAUUAUAUUUGUUAGCCUGACUGUUAUCAAAAGGAAGAGUUUUAAAGUUGUCUUGUGAGAAAGAGACGAAAAGGGAACGUGCAGAGAAACCAACACCAGGACCACUGGAAACGUUACUCCUCUGUUGGACCGUGCUGUCAGCAUGAUUGAGAAACCUCCACUGGACAGCAACGGGGAGGAGGACAGAGCCUGGCUCAGUGAGGGUCAGUCUGAAACUCAGCUUACAACUGUGCACAAUCCAGAUGGAGUUGAGACACCUGAUGAAGAUCGGCCAGCGUGGGACUCCAAGAUCCAGUACGUGCUAGCCCAGGUGGGAUUCAGUGUGGGCUUAGGAAAUGUGUGGAGGUUCCCAUACCUUUGCCACCAAAAUGGAGGAGGGGCCUUCAUGCUGCUGUAUGUUUUUCUUUUACUGAUUGUGGGAGUUCCACUGUUUUUUAUGGAGCUGGCAGCUGGCCAGAGCAUUCGCCAGGGCAGCAUUGGUGUUUGGAAGCACAUCUCCCCAAAACUGGCAGGAAUCGGCUACUCCAGCUGCAUGGUCUGUUUUUACGUGGCUCUGUACUACAAUGUUAUCAUUGCAUGGAGCCUGUUCUACCUGGGUAAUUCUUUUCAGUAUCCUCUGCCGUGGGAGCAUUGUCCAAUUGAUGUAGCCACUAAUAACACAGUAAAAGAAUGUGCGGAUUCUUCCCCGACAUCAUAUUUCUGGUUUCGGAAAGCACUUCAGAUCACAAAUUCAAUCGAAGAGUCCGGGGAGUUUAAUCCAAUCAUGACGGGCUGUUUAUUGGCUGCUUGGGCAAUUGUCUCUCUGGCUAUGAUCAAGGGCAUCAAGUCUUCUGCAAAGGUGAUGUACUUUUCCUCAGUCUUUCCCUACGUGGUGCUCUUUAUUUUCCUCAUCAGAGGGUUGAUGUUGGAUGGUGCAAUGGAUGGAAUCACCUAUAUGUUUUAUCCUAAACUGGAAAUCUGGGGUAAUGUGCAGGUGUGGCGGCAGGCUGCGACACAAGUGUUUUUUGCCCUCGGACUGGGCUAUGGCUCUGUUAUUGCAUAUUCCUCCUACAAUCCGGUCAACAACAACUGUCACAGGGAUGCGCUGAUGGUCUCUUGCAUCAACUUCAUGACGUCCGUGCUGGCUUCACUCGUGGUUUUUGUUGUGCUGGGUUUCCGUGCCAAGAGCAUAGCACUACGCUGUGUGGCUAAAAAUCUUGGUCUUCUAAACCUUAUGACGUCCGAUGAUUUGCUUCAUCCUGGUUUUCCUUGGAUCAACACGACAAAUCCAAACUCUGUGUCUAUAACUGAAUACAGGGAGUGGUACAGUCACUACAGCUCCAUGGUGGGCCCUAACAUCACUGACUGCAGCUUGGAGGAGGAGAUGAAUAAGGGUGUUGAAGGGACAGGUCUGGCAUUCAUAGCAUUCACUGAGGUGAUGGCCCUUUUCCCUGCCAGCCCGUUCUGGUCCACAUUGUUUUUCCUAAUGUUGCUCAACCUGGGCCUCAGCACCAUGUUUGGGACGAUGCAGGGAAUCCUCACACCUCUCAUGGACAAUUUUAGCCUCCUUGGGCGCCACCGGACCCUACUCACAGUGUCCAGCUGUGUUUUGGGGUUUUUGUUGGGACUGUUGUUCACCCAGUGCUCAGGAAACUAUUUUGUGGCUAUGUUUGAUGACUACUCUGCAACUCUACCAUUAGUCAUUGUAGUUAUCUUUGAAACCAUUAGUGUGGCGUGGGUUUAUGGAACAGAUCGCUUCCUGGAUGACAUUGAAGUCAUGCUCAAAUGGCGCCCUCCAGUGAUUUACAAAUAUCUUUGGAAAUAUGUGUGUCUACUGGCAAUGGUUGGCCUCAUGCUUGCCAGUUUGUUGCGCAUGGUCCUAAAAGGGCCCACAUACACAGCCUGGAAUCAAAACACAGCCUCUGAAAUGACUCUCGAGUACCCAGGCUGGGCCCUCGCUAUGAUUGUCAUGCUCAUAGUCUUUGCCAGCUUGCCUGUGCCUAUUGGCUACAUCCAUUCCAUGUUGAAAAACCGCAGGGUCCUUAACACUCACUCUGAGGAGGUACGCUGCCAGGAGUUGCACCGUGAGUUGUACACCAAGUGCAGCUCCAAUGAGCAGCUGGAUUCCAACUCCCACCACCUCGUGCCUUCUGAGGAAGACGAGGCUCGUCCCAGGACUGCCUUCCUGCCAUUGGGCAAUGAACACUACCGGCUUCUGCCCCAGCAGGAGGAAGAAGAUGAGGAAGAUACGGGAGUGUGAACAUGGCGGUGCAAGGGUUAGUUUAUGAAACGAUGAAGUGUUUAAACAUUGAACCUUAAGACCUGCAAGAGAGAUUGCUAAGCAAAUAGAAUUAUCCAUGGACGAGUCUUUGGGUUGAACCCAUUUAGAAUAUUUAGCUAGUCCUACAUCGUCAGCAAGCUAUUUUAACUCUAUUUAUAUUAUUGAAGGUGCAUGACCAGUCAGAUCAAAAGGUUUUUAGAUUCUAUUCUUAUGUAACUUCAACUCCUCUUUAUACCUCCAUCCAUUCAUUUUUCUGAACCACUCAAACUGUUCAGGAAAUAAAAACACUCGCACAUACACAAAAAGGAAUAAGCUGCUAUGUUUGGUGAAACAAAGCUGGUGAACUCUCAGUGAGGCAGCAACAAAAUAAUAGGCUUUAUUUUGUAUUUUUUAGCUAAAUGUAUAAAGUAUAGAUUUGUAGGAAAACAUUCUACCUUAAGGAACUGUGUUUGUGGGUGUGUGCGUGUGUGAACAUUUGUUUAUUCUGUUAUGCGUGAAAUGACAGAUGUUAAUAUGUCAGUUAAAUGUCUUUAUUUUACGUUAUAUUUGUAUAAUUUUACCUCAUUUUACCUCACAAGACCACAGCAAUGUUUUUAUGUGUGUUCAGUGUAGUAAAAUUGUAUAGAUGAGGACUUAAAUAAACCUCUAGAUGGCA
Messenger RNA from Larimichthys crocea (large yellow croaker), 3115 nucleotides. RefSeq names its product solute carrier family 6 member 16a (gene slc6a16a). NCBI's taxonomy places the organism in Eukaryota, Metazoa, Chordata, Actinopteri, Sciaenidae. The record is from RefSeq and is a predicted model, not a curated record. Gene Ontology annotation, cellular component: plasma membrane. Gene Ontology annotation, biological process: nitrogen compound transport; sodium ion transmembrane transport; amino acid transport. The transcript is spliced from 12 exons. The coding region runs from base 343 to 2439 and encodes 698 amino acids.